AUGUGCGACCUCGUGGCCCGCACGGGUCGCCACCAGCAGCGCUACGAAGACGGCCGACGGCUCGUCGCCGGGUGCAUACCAUUCAGGUAUAGAGCUGAUGAAACUUCUGGUGAUGAACAGAAAAAAGUUGUUGAAGUUCUCAUGAUAAACUCCCAAAGCGGACCAGGUUUAUUAUUCCCCAAGGGAGGAUGGGAGAACGAUGAAACGGUUGAACAAGCAGCUGCUCGAGAAGCUAUAGAAGAAGCUGGAGUUCGAGGAGAUAUAGUGCAAUUUCUAGGUUUCUAUGAUUUCAAGAGCAAGACGCAUCAGGACGCGUGCUGCCCCGAGGGCAUGUGCAGAGCAGCAGUGUUUGCGCUGCACGUGAAGGAAGAGCUGGCCUCAUGGCCCGAGCAGAGCACCCGCCGGAGGACCUGGCUGACGGUCCCCGAAGCCACAUCACAAUGUCGGUACCAGUGGAUGCAAGAGGCCUUGCUGACGGGCUUCUCCGAGUGGCAUGAUAACUGGAGCAAAGGGGGCAGUGCAGGUGGCGACCCAAUCUAA
This is a messenger RNA of Triticum turgidum subsp. durum (durum wheat), 540 nucleotides long. The record is from the annotation of a GenBank genome assembly. Lineage: Eukaryota; Viridiplantae; Streptophyta; Magnoliopsida; Poales; Poaceae.